Messenger RNA from Schistocerca nitens (vagrant locust), 3143 nucleotides. RefSeq names its product myrosinase 1-like. Gene Ontology annotation, molecular function: beta-glucosidase activity. Gene Ontology annotation, biological process: carbohydrate metabolic process. The transcript has 12 exons. The coding region runs from base 9 to 1421 and encodes 470 amino acids. NCBI's taxonomy places the organism in Eukaryota, Metazoa, Arthropoda, Insecta, Orthoptera, Acrididae. The record is from RefSeq and is a predicted model, not a curated record.
GGCUGUUAAUGGUCGGUAGAGACAUGUCGUUCCCUGAAGACUUCCUCUUUGGUGCGGCAACAGCUUCUUACCAGGUAGAGGGAGCCUGGGAUAAGGAUGGCAAAGGAGAGAAUAUAUGGGACCGCAUAACGCACGAAAAACCUAAUGUCAUACAGGAUGGGAGCAACGGUGAUGUUGCGUGUGAUUCGUACCACCGCUACAAGGAAGAUAUUAAAGCACUCAAGGAACUCGGGGCAAAGAUGUAUCGCUUCUCCAUCUCAUGGUCAAGGAUACUUCCGAAUGGAACAAUAACUUCAAUCAACCAAAAAGGAAUCGAUUAUUACAGAAAACUUAUAGCCGAACUUUUGGAGAACGACAUCCAGCCGAUGGUGACGAUGUACCACUGGGACCUCCCGACUCCUUUGCAAGACAUAGGUGGAUGGACAAAUCCUGCAAUUAUAGAUUAUUUUGCCGAUUAUGCGAGGGUACUUUUAACACACCUGGGAGACAAGGUAAAAUGGUGGCUUACGUUUAAUGAACCUACCCACGUUGCCAGAGGCUACUUCCAGCCAAAUUUCAUGGCUCCACAGCUGCUGCUUCACCACUUGGGUGCCGGUUAUAUGGUCACGGCCAAUAUCCUCAAGGCACACGCCCUCGUGUAUCACAUGUACGACAAAGAGUUUCGUCACAGCCAACAAGGUAAAAUCAGUCUAACGCUGCACAGCUUCUGGUACGAGCCCAUGUCCGACAGUGAAAAGGACAUAAAGGCGGCCAACACUGCCAUUAACUUUGACUUUGGAAUCUUUGCUCAUCCAAUUCUUGGAAAAGACGGAGAUUUUCCAGCAGUUGUCAAGGAAAGGGUCGAAGUUGUAAGCAAAGAAAUGGGCCUCAAAAGAUCAUUAUUGCCCCCGCUGGAUAAGGAGUGGAUCGCUCGAAUUAAAGGUACGGCAGACUUCCUGGGCGUUAACCACUACACGACGCGCCUCUGCACGCCGGGCCCUGGCGGUGUCAACAUACCUGACUCCGGGGUCAGCUUGCACAUCGACCCAGCCUGGCCUAUCGCUGCCUCAGCUUACUUAAAGGUUGUGCCCUGGGGAUUUCGCAAAAUCUUGCGAUGGAUAAAAGAUGAAUAUGGGAAUCCACCAGUAAUCGUGACAGAAAACGGCUUCUCCGACAGAGGAACAUUGAAUGAUAUCGACAGGAUAAAUUAUUAUAGAAGUUACCUGCGAGAGCUGUCGACAGCUAUUAAUGAAGAUAACUGCAAUGUCUUUGGAUAUUUGGUAUGGAGCUUGAUGGACAAUUUUGAGUGGAUUCGAGGAUACACGGAGAAGUUCGGAUUAUUCCACGUUGACUUUAAUAAGCCAGAUCGACCUCGAACACCGAAGGACUCCGUAAACUUCAUAAAGAAUGUUUUCAAAACCCACAAGUUACCAAGAGAUUAAUGAAAAAGGUUUCCACUUUGGUGUUUAUUCUUUUGAGCCCUGUCAUUCAACAAAGAACACUCAUGGGAUGAAUGGUGUCCUUUUAUGAAGUUACAUGUGAAGAAGUUUUACUGAAUAUGUCAAGGAAGUUUUGUUGUUAAAAUUUCUAAGAGAAACAGUGAAGAGUGAGAGACUUGAGAAAUAUGUGUAAUGAUCUUCUAAUGAAAUAAAUUUACGUUUUUUCCCCUUUCAAUAUAUGGGACCUCCUGUAACUUUUCACAACAUUGACUUUUUCUGUAGUAUUCAGUAGAAUAGUUUUACUUUAUAAAUUAAACUCCCUCAUUUAUGUUUUUAUUAAACACUGUUUCUUUUCUGUGUUAGAUAUACACUGCACCCCCUUACUUUUUAAUUGUAUUAUAUUAUAUUUCAUACACUGUUUCUUUCAUAGAUUCAUUUAAACUUUAUUCUUGAGAAUGUGAAAUGCACCUGCUAAACAAUAUUACACAAUAGACUACAUAUUUACAAAAGAACUUAUAUUGUAAUGUCUAUUCCACAGAUUCUAAGAGAACUUGUCUUGAAAUGUGAGGAAUUAAUCAAAAUAUUUAGACAUAUUUUAGUUUGCAAAUUACUACAAAACUUGACACAAACUUCUAUAUUCAAUAUAUGCAGUGACAGCCAAGCAGUGACAAAACAUUAAUAGUUUACAGUACUUAUUGACACAGCCCUCUUAAAGAAAUAGAUUUAUUCAACUCUGGGUACUGAAAAUGUAAUCAGUGUCAUCAAAGUUAACAUACAAAUAUUACUACAGUAUAUUAAUACAUUUACAGUAUGGUAAUUAAUUGAGCGGCUUGAGAGUACAAGUAGUAAAAGUGACAUUUCACAAUAAAAUUAUCUAAGUACACAGUUAUUAUGCUUGAUCUCUUCAGGUCAUAAGAUGUACAGAUGGUUUCCUGCAUAGUUCUGCACUCUGUGGUGUUAAAGUUUAGACUCUAAGCCAAUGCUUGGACUGCAUUUAGAGUACAACUAGUACCAGUGAAAUUGUGCAUUUUUUUAAGAAGUGCAAUAGCCUAAUGUGUAUGCGUUUAAGAUUACAUGUAGUUGUAUUUAAUGCAUAUUUAAAUAGGUCCUGUUUUGAAAUAGUGGAUAUAUGCCAUGAUGCAAAAUCAGCAUACUGAUGUGCCUGGAUUACAAAUUUCUUGAAUACUGGUAGUGCAAAGAAACACUUGCAAUAUGUAUUCGUUUCCCAAGACAGAAUGGAAGCAGUGAAAAAGGUCACCCUAAAUUUUACUAUAGUGAAAAUGGAAACAGAAUACAUUCUUUGAAUUGAAGUGUGCCAUAGCAAAGGACAAAGUUGCAAAAUACACUCAAAGAAACAUAAUAGAAUGGAGGAGUAUUAGUAGGAUCAGAAUCAGCAAAGAAAAUCCUCAAACAGUGCAGUUCAAGUAUUCACUAAAACGUGAUCUUGAGUUUAUUGAAGCGGAUUUUAGGAGGCCCAAACCUUGAUUGCUGAUCAGCACCUCUUCUGUAACAUUUGCAUGAAUUUGAGUAUGAAAUAAAAUCUGAUAAAUGUAAAAAUCUUCAGGAAAUAAAGAACUACAUCUCUCCAAUUUAUCAUGAGUUCUGUAACUAUAUAUCCCACUCCCCGACAGCAGUCAUCAUGGGUAUAAGAAGAAUUUCUCGUAUGUGUUGGAGCCACACCAGUUGCUUUUCAGUAUUUUUAUUUUAUUUGUUAUUUAACUAUUU